CAAACAUGGCCGCCCCCACGUGGUUCUCCAGAUAUGUUGUUUACAGAUGAAAUGUAACUCGGAACUGAGCAUUAUCACGUCAUGGAAGGUGAAGAUAAAAAGAAGGCCCAUCGUGUCCGACAGGCUGGGCGAAAGGCAGAGAAGAAGAAGGCCAAAGACAAACAUGAACAAGACCUGACAGCCAAACAGAGGAACCCAAGAGCUUUUGCUAUUCAGUCAGCUAACAAGACUGCAAAACGUGUUCAAAGAACUCUUGAUCACAAGACCAAGAAACAUCACAUCCCUCUUGUGGAUCGAACACCUGAUGAGCCUCCACCUGUUGUUGUGGGCAUAGUUGGGCCACCCAAGGUGGGCAAGUCCACUCUGAUGCAGUGCCUUGUGAAGAAUUAUGCCAAGCAGAAGCUGUCUCAAAUAUCUGGACCAGUCACAGUUGUAUCAGGGAAGGACCGACGCCUCACUCUCAUAGAGUGUAACAAUGAUAUCAACAGCAUGAUUGAUCUGGCCAAGGUUGCUGACCUGAUCCUGCUGCUGGUGGAUGCCAGUUUUGGGUUUGAGAUGGAAACAUUUGAGUUCCUCAACAUCUGCCAAGUUCACGGCUUUCCUCGUAUCAUGGGUGUGCUAACUCACCUUGACAUGUUCAAGGACAGCAAGAAGAUCAGGAAAACAAAGAAGAGGAUGAAACACAGGUUUUGGACAGAAAUUUAUCAGGGAGCCAAGUUGUUUUACCUGUCUGGCACGAUCAAUGGAGAAUAUCAACGUACUGAGGUGCAUAAUCUGUGUCGCUUUAUCUCUGUGAUGAAGUUCCGCCCAUUGCUGUGGAGGAUGACACACCCAUAUGUGCUGGCUGACAGGAUGGAGGACAUCACCAACCCUGAGUCUAUGCGUCUUGACUCCAAGUGUGACCGCAAGGUGUGCCUGUAUGGCUAUGUGCGGGGAACACACAUGAAGAACCAACAGAUGGUGCACAUUGCAGGGUGUGGAGAUUUCAACAUUCACAACAUGCAGUUCCUGCCUGACCCCUGCCCGACCCCCAGCAGAGAGAAGAGGCGCUCCCUGAAUGACAAGGAGCGGUUCAUCUACGCCCCCAUGUCAGGAGUUGGGGGCAUCGUGUAUGACAAGGACGCUGUGUACAUCGAUCUGGGGGGGGCAGCCACUCUCACAGACAAAACACCAGGCAACAAGAUGGUGGCUCAGCUGAUAGAGAUGAUCAACCCCAUCGACAAGAAACUGACAGCAAGUGAAAUGAGCGUGUUUACAAACACAGCUCCGAUCCAGUCAGCUGAUGCAGAUGAUGGCAGUAGUGAAGAUGACGAUGAACAUGUGGCCGGGCAGAGCAAUCUUUUACCAGAAGAGGAGUUAGUGCAGACAAGUGAUGGUCGCACUAGGAGGCGAGCGGUGUUUAGUGGGGAUGAAGACCAAGAUGAUGAAGAUAGUGAUGAAGAAGAGGCUGACAGUGAUGAAGAGGCUGUGACUAGUGAGCAGAGAGAGAAGGCUGUAGUGUUUGCAGACAGUGACGAUGAGAUACAACUCUUCAAAAAUACAUCUGUGUCAAAACUGGGACAGACACCCGAGCAGAAUGGGAGUGUAACUCAGAAACAGAGGAAACUGACGUCCCAGAAAGACAAUGAUGUCUGGUUGGACUUUAAUUUGGAGAGUGAUGAUGAGGUUGAUGAAAUAGUCAAGGAAAAAGAUAAUGACAAUAAGAGUAAGGAUGACAGUGGAAGUGAGGAUGAAGAAGGUGAGGAUGACAAUGAAAGUGAGGAGGUGGACCAAAGUGAUGACAGUGACAAUAUAGACGAGAGUGAUGAAAGUGAAGAUGAUGAUGAAAGUGAUGGUAGUGAUGAGGCGGAUGAAGACAGCGAUGAAGACCAGAUGGAUACAGAUGCUGUUGUGAGUGUCAGUAAAGUACAAAGGAAAGACUUAAAAAGUGUUGGCUCCACGGCAGAGAAGACAGAUCCACCUAAAUCUGUUUCUAAGAAGGAAACUUCGGACAUUUCUAAAUCACCUUUUAACUCAAAAAAGCACAAAGACAAUGAAAAUAUGUUAAUAAGGAAACAAAAGCCAGACAAAUUAUUGACUGAUGUUGUUAACAAAUCAUCGAAACAUGUAAAGGUGAAAAUUGAUAAAAAGGUGAAUAAACAGUCCAAACUUGAACUCAAAAACUCCUUAGUUCCUGAGUUUGAUGAAGUGGAGAUGAAGUCUGUGUCAGGUGAAGAAGACAUGUCAAAUUCAGAAAAAGCGAGUCUUCUUCAAGCUCAGAUGACUCAGAUGAAGAGAUUUCACUUCUAUGACAUUUAUGUUACCAUGGUAACAGAAGCGGAGACUGUGAAGGAAGAAGCGGAUAAGGACACGGAUGAGGUGGGAGGUCUGUUCAGGGUGCUCAAGCAGAAGAAGGACAAGGGGAGGAUGGGAAAUUCGAGAUUAAACAACAUGGACUGUUCCAAGUUUUGUGAGGACAGCAUGCACGACUGGGACCUGGAGGAGGUACGCCUGCUUAUACGUGAUUGUUUUGUGACUGGGAAAUGGGACAAGAGUGAAGAUGCAGCGGCAAGACUCCAGGAAGAUGAUGAGCUGUACGGAGAUUUUGAAGACUUGGAGACCGGGGAAGUGCACAAGGGGAAGACAAGCGAUGGAGAGGAGGAGGAGGAGGACAAAGAUGGUGAAGAUGAAGGAGUGAAGAAAGAAGGUGAGGAAGAGGAGACUAAGAAGAAGACUAAAGCCGAAAUGACGGCAGCUGAGCGUCGUAUAGAGAAGAAAAGGAAGCUGAAGGAGAUGUUUGACCAGGAGUAUGACAUGAAAGGGGACUCCGAGUUCUACGACACGUGGAAGGCAGACCUGCAGAAACAGUCCGAGUUAAACAGAGCAGAGUUUGAGGGGCUUGGAGAUGAGCAGAGGGUUCACUUCGAAGGCUUCCGUCCUGGAAUGUACGUGAGGAUGGAGAUUAACGACAUGCCUUGCGAGUUUGUGGAGAACUUCGACCCUUCCUAUCCUGUGGUAGUGGGUGGUCUGCAGAAUGUGGAGGUCAACAUCGGAUAUGUUCAGGCUCGAGUCAAGAAACACAGAUGGUAUAAGAAGAUUCUGAAAACCAGGAAUCCUCUGAUUGUCUCCCUUGGGUGGCGGAGAUUUCAAACUAUGCCACUGUACUCAAUUCAGGAUCACAACCUCCGUAACAGAUUGUUGAAGUAUACGCCAGAACAUCUUCACUGUCACGCAUCUUUCUGGGGGCCUAUAACACCUCAGGGGUCGGGUCUCUUGGCUGUGGAGAGUAUCUCUGAUGUUACUGCCAAGUUCCGAAUUGCUGCUACCGGGGUGAUUCUGGAACUUGACAAGUCGAUGCAGAUUGUGAAGAAACUGAAGCUGACUGGCACCCCUAAUAAGAUCUUCAAGAAAACAGCAUUUAUUGAGGGCAUGUUCAACUCGGGGCUAGAGGUGGCCAAGUUUGAGGGUGCCAGUAUUCGGUCUGUCAGUGGCAUCAGAGGUCAGAUCAAGAAAGCUCUCAAGACGCCUGAGGGGGCUUUUAGGGCGACCUUCGAGGACAAGAUCUUGAUGAGUGACAUCGUGUUCGUGCGGACAUGGUUCCAGGUAGAGGUACCCAAGUUCUUCAACCCUGUGACCACUCUCCUCCUUCCUAAGUCUGAAAAGAGCCAGUGGGUGGGCAUGAAGACAGUCGGACAGCUUCGCUAUGAGCAGGGAGUUGCGGUGCCACAGAAAGGGGACUCUCGGUACAAGGCUGUAGAGCGAAUGCCAAAGAGACUGAAGCCUCUGAUCAUCCCCCGAGAGCUACAGCAGCGUCUGCCGUUCAAGGACACACCGAAAGAGUUGCUGAGUCUGCCAGAGCCUGUCAAGCGGGUGUCCAUCAUCAGGGAGCCUAAAGAAGUCAAGGUUGCCAAGGUGAUGAAGAUGAUGAAGACGCUGUAUGAACACAAGCGCCGCUCAGCACAUGUACAGAUGAGGCGGCGUGCAGAGAAACACCAGCAGAACCAAGCUAAGAUUGAUGCCCUGAAGGAUCAGAAACACCGUCAGGUGAAAAAGGACAUUUACAGAAUCCUAGGGAGGAUGGAUGGCAAGAAGAAGCAGAAAAAAGCUGGGCAAUAACGUCCACUACUUGUGGGAUAGGGGCGAUUGGGUAGCCCAGUGGUUAAAUGUUCGCUUGUCACACUGAAGGCCCGGGUUUGAUUCCACACAUGGGUACAUUGUGUGAAGCCCAUUUCUGGUGUCCCCCGCUGUGAUAUUGCUGGAAUAUUGCUAAUAGCGGCAUCAAACCCAACUCACUCACUCACUCACUUGUGGGAUAUCUGUUCACUGCAGUAUCACAGCAGGAAGUAUGGGUGUUUCCAGGAUAGAACAGGCCCCAGAUCAACCUGCUCUGGUUGUAAGAGGAAAUGGACCCAGAUGUCGGACUUAGUUGAUUUGUGUGUGAUUGUAUAUCAUUGCUCACAUUAUCAAUCACUGAAUAUCUGGUCUUUACAGGCUCUCAUCAAUAUAGCUGGAACAUUGCUAUAUUAAGCAACAAAAAUGCAUGGUUAGACAUACCUAGAUAGACAGCCAGGGAACUAUACGGCAGUGGCAGGGUCCAUAACCACUGAAGGGCAGGCAGCAAUAACAGGCUAGGGCCCAUAACAGACAUUGAGACAGGCUUGUUGUCUCGGCAGAGUCCACAGCACAUGGAUGUAGUUUGUGAAGGUAUUGUACUAGCUGAUGCAUUUAAAACAGUGAAUAGUGAUGUGAAGGAAAUUGACAAGAAUUUGAAUUUAGCUAUGCUGUGUCAUCUUGGAAUGGUUUUCCAUGCAGUUACAACUAUGAAACUGUUUGUUAUAUGCAGGUUUGAAUGAUCUAUGAUGGAUAUGUCAGUUAGUUGAGUUCCUUCUGCUGCUGAAAUAAUGUCAGAGUCCUUGAAAGAUGCAAGCAAGCACUUAAUGACAUUGCCAUCUGGUGUCCGGUUGCCCAGCUAUCUAAGAGCCACAAUUCGCUGAUCAGAGUUACGUCCCUUUGGUACACCCAAAAUUGGAUUGUGGAUCAAAUCCUGAUUUGCCCUAAUUAUGUUUCUAGCUUUGUGAGCACCAUGCCAGUGCUUCAGCCAGGCAAGCGCCAUUGCGCCAUUGACACUAAAAAAUAUGCAGUGGCACUUUUUUCAAUUCUAGAGCGUACCCAUUGGCACAGCAUUUAAUAUAAUCCACAGGUCUUCUAUACCAUGGUUACCAUGAAUGGCAAAAGUCUCAACUGCAUUUGCACACAUUUUAGUAGUAAAGGUGCCAAUUGGCAAGACUAAAAAUAAUCCUGGCUGAAGCACUGCCAUGCCCAUGCACAUGGCUAACAAGUGGUAAACAUGUAGGACCUGCAUCAACUUGAGGAGUCCACCCACAUCAACUGUCAUUCCAUGAUGUAACUGGAAUACUGUUCAAAGUGGCUUGAAACUCACUCCAGGUUUAAAAAAUAUUUGGAGACUUUUUGUACAUUAACAUCAUGAAUGUAUGUAAAACUGACAAAAUAAAAAUUCGAAAGAGCUCAUAUGUACAUAAUUCAACAUGUAAUCUUGUCAAAAUCUAAAAAAAUAAACGAUAAAGAAUGU
Molecule: messenger RNA, 5569 nt
Organism: Haliotis rubra (blacklip abalone)
Lineage: Eukaryota; Metazoa; Mollusca; Gastropoda; Lepetellida; Haliotidae
Product: ribosome biogenesis protein BMS1 homolog
Exons: 23
Coding region: 82-4095 (1337 amino acids)
Biological process (GO): endonucleolytic cleavage of tricistronic rRNA transcript (SSU-rRNA, 5.8S rRNA, LSU-rRNA); ribosome biogenesis; maturation of SSU-rRNA from tricistronic rRNA transcript (SSU-rRNA, 5.8S rRNA, LSU-rRNA)
Cellular component (GO): nucleus; 90S preribosome
Molecular function (GO): U3 snoRNA binding; GTP binding; GTPase activity
Source: RefSeq, a predicted model, not a curated record